Messenger RNA from Salvia hispanica, 2351 nucleotides. RefSeq names its product breast cancer associated RING 1 (gene BARD1). Gene Ontology annotation, molecular function: ubiquitin-protein transferase activity. Gene Ontology annotation, biological process: positive regulation of transcription by RNA polymerase II; double-strand break repair via homologous recombination. The record is from RefSeq and is a predicted model, not a curated record. Gene Ontology annotation, cellular component: BRCA1-A complex; BRCA1-BARD1 complex. Lineage: Eukaryota; Viridiplantae; Streptophyta; Magnoliopsida; Lamiales; Lamiaceae.
UUCAGAGACUGAAUUAAUGGAGUAGUAGAUUAAUGGCGGGCGGUCCGCGGGAGUUGAAAAUUUCCAAAGGCAAGACCGCCAAGAAGCUGCUUUUCCCGCUUAUUUUUGAAUCCUCAUCCCCUUCCCUUCCCCCAUAAAGUCCAACACCAAUUUCCACUUCACCACUGCUGCUAAACCCUAAACAACCCUCCCCUCCACAAAAAACAAGGAAUCGCAAUGUCUGAGAUUCAGAACGUCGCCAGGUCGCUUAAUCCCUGCAUCUUUCAUCUCCACAAGCUUCGAUUCGAGCUCAAUUGCGCUUUAUGUUUGAACAUGCUUAACAAGCCGAUCUUGCUUCCAUGCAAUCACGUUUUCUGCAAUUCAUGUGUUGAAUUUAGCAGCCAUUGCCCCGCAUGUCAGCAGCGUUUUACCAAUCAAGAAAUCAGACCAGCCUUUCACAUGGAGAGCAUUGUGGCUAUUUACAAAAAUCUGGAUGCUACUUUCAACUCUUCGAUCUUGCCGCUUAUAUCUACUGAUUCUAAUAUCCCAGUUUCGAGAUCUAUUGUAACUGACCAAGUGACAAAUAACCUUGGCGUGAUGGCGUCUAAAACGAAUGAUAACUGCCCUGACCCCGCUCCAAGUAGUAUUAAGUCAGCUAAGUGUUCUGUAUCAGAAGAAUUAGAUGUGAAUCAUGCUCUAGAAGUUUGGCCUGGCAGCUCCCCUUCCUCUGUUGAUACCAAACAUGUAGAUCAACAUAGCAGUCCAGGUUGUAGAAAUGAGGAUGUAUGUAAAAUUAGAGUUAAGAGCUCUGCUGGAGAUCAAUUAGGCAUAGUUUCUGGUCAGGUGGAUACACAAGGCACUUAUCAUGCAAGGGAACCUAAGAGACAAAAGAAGCUAAAUUAUGGACCGUCUGGUGCAGCUUUGCAAAGCCACACGUUCAGCCAGAAAAUAGUUUCUCAUUCUGAUGCUGCUGCUGCUUCUAAGCUUGAGGACUGCAAAUCUACAGAUGAUGCUUCCAUCAUUUCUUCAACUGCACCACGGGAUGCAUCAAAUGUGGAUGGAUAUAUUUGUGCACUUUGCCAUUCUUCUAAGAUAACAGAAGGAACUGGCCAUAUGCUGCACUAUGCUGGUGGAAAGGAGGUAGCGAGAGAAGAAGCAGCUUACUCCAAGACAAUUCCUGUCCAUAUUAAAUGCAUAGAAUGGGCCCCUCAGGUCUAUUUUGUGAAUGACACUAUUGUGAAUUUGGAGUCUGAAUUAGCGCGAGCUUCUAAGCUCAAGUGCAGUGGUUGUGGACUGAAGGGUGCAGCUUUGGGCUGCUUUGCAAAGUCCUGCCGCAGAAGCUAUCAUGUUCCUUGUGCUCUGGAGGUGCUAGGCUGCAGAUGGGACUGUGGUGAAUUUUUAAUGCUUUGUCCAGCUCAUAAAUCAAUUAAAUUUCCAAGUGAAAAGUCCAACUCCAGAAAGCGUCCCAUUGAAGAAAAGUGUUCUGUGCCCAUUGAAAUUACACCUGAACAGUUGAAUAUGUUCUCAACCUCCCUAAGUAAGCCUGAACAGUUGGUUCUGUGUGGAUCUGCUCUAUCUUCGGAGGAUAAGUGUUUGGUGGCUAACUUAGCUAAAACUACUGGUGCUACUAUGUACAAGUUCUGGAACCCAAAUGUCACCCAUGUGAUUGCAGCUACAGAUUCAAACGGUGCAUGUAGCAGAACUCUGAAAGUUCUCAUGGCUAUCUUAAAUGGAAAAUGGGUCCUCUCCAUGGAUUGGGUUAAAGCUUGUGCUGAAGCAAAUCAUCCUGUUGAUGAAGAACCUUAUGAAGUUAACCUGGACAAUCACGGGUUUCGUGAUGGCCCAAGAACUGGCAGGUUGAGAGCAUCAGAGAAUGGUCCAAAGCUUUUCCAUGGAUUGAGCUUUUACUUCAAUGGCGAGUUUGUUCCGUCUUACAAGAACGAUCUCUUAGGUUUAAUCAGAGCUGGUGGAGGCAACACUAUUGAGAGCAUGGAGGAUGCAGUUGCAGAAAGGCAAAGUCUUGAAGAUUUUUCGACAACGUUAGUAGUUUACAAUCACGAUAACCCUCAAGGGUGUUCAGCAACGGAAGCAAGUUUUGUUUUGUCGAAGAGAGCUGCAGAAGCAGGGGAUGUGGCGAAAAACAUAGAUGCUCGGCUCAUUCCACAUACAUGGAUUUUGGAAUCCAUUGCUGCAUGCCAAAUCUUGCCAUUUUCAUCCUGAUUAAUUUUCCUUGUCCACAUUCUAUUAUCACCAAAAAUACACCAACUUUGGAAACCUACUACAUUUGGCAUAUGAAUAUAACAAAAUUAUAGAAAAGCCGAAUCUACAUUUUACAUUAUGAUUGUAUACAUAUCUGAUGUUUUCACCUUGUA